Cajanus cajan (pigeon pea) is the source of this 855-nucleotide messenger RNA. Lineage: Eukaryota; Viridiplantae; Streptophyta; Magnoliopsida; Fabales; Fabaceae. The record is from RefSeq and is a predicted model, not a curated record.
AUUCCAAAAUUAAUUAUGACAUUCCAAACAACCCGUAAACUACAAGGUGAGUCAGCGCCAGUCAACCUUAAAAACACGCUCUCGAGAACUUUAAAAACGUAUCACAACCCACACUUUCGAUAUUUCCAGAAACAUUUGUCCCUGCAUUGCAUUCUCAUAGUAAUAAUAGCAGUGUAGAACGUGCACAGUACCCGUUUUACAUCAACGUAGUUAGGUUAAGCAGUUGCAAUUGCUAUGGCUUUCAAUAGCAGCAUCCAAUGCAGCCCUUCUUCACAUGAGAUGAUAAAGAAAUAUGACGUGUUUGUGAGCUUCAGAGGUAAGGACACACGCAACAAUUUCACUGAUCAUUUUUUUGCUGCCCUCCAUAGGAAAGGCAUUCUUGCCUUUAGGGAUGACACCAAGCUCAACAAAGGGCAACGUAUAUUGUCCAACCUCAUGCAAGCCAUUGAAGGGUCUCAGAUUUUUGUUGUUGUCUUCUCAAAGAACUAUGCUUCCUCAACAUGGUGCUUGAGGGAACUUCAAAAGAUCCUUGAUUUCGUUAAUGUCUCCAGAAAACAUGUUCUGCCUGUUUUCUAUGAUGUUGAUCCAUCCGAGGUGCGGAAACAAACCGGAGACUAUGAGAAAGCCAUGUCCAAACAUGAAGAGAAGUCCAGAGAAGAUAAAGAGAAGAUGGAGGAAGUGAAAAGAUGGAGAGGAGCUCUCACACAAGUAGCCAAUCUCGCUGGUUGGGAUAUGAGGAAUAAGUCAGAGUAUGCUGAGAUUGAAAAAAUUGUUCAAGAAAUAAACAGUAUAUUGGGUCACGAUUUUUCAAGUCUUCCAAAUGAUCUAGUUGGAUCACUAAAAAUUAGUCUCUAA